Molecule: messenger RNA, 3250 nt
Organism: Alligator mississippiensis (American alligator)
Lineage: Eukaryota; Metazoa; Chordata; Crocodylia; Alligatoridae
Gene: NKX6-1
Product: NK6 homeobox 1
Exons: 3
Coding region: 43-1053 (336 amino acids)
Biological process (GO): regulation of transcription by RNA polymerase II; cell differentiation
Cellular component (GO): nucleus
Molecular function (GO): DNA-binding transcription factor activity, RNA polymerase II-specific; RNA polymerase II cis-regulatory region sequence-specific DNA binding
Source: RefSeq, a predicted model, not a curated record
GCGGCCCCCUAGGCAGCGCCGGGGCCGGGCCGGCCGCCAGGGAUGCUGGCCGUGGGGCCCAUGGACGGCACGGCCCGGCCCAGCGCUUUCGUGCUGGGCAGCCCGCCGCUGGCCGCUCUGCACAGCAUGGCCGAGAUGAAGAGCCCGCUGUACCCCGCCACCUAUGCGCUGCCCCCAGCCUCGUCCGCCUCCUCCUCGUCCGCCUCGUCGUCCGCCUCCCCGUCGCCGCCGCUCGGCUCCCCGGGCCUCAAGGCGCCGGGCGCAGGCGGGCUGUCGGCGCUGGGCAGCCCCCCGCCGCAGCUCUCGGCCGCCACCCCGCACGGCAUCAACGACAUCCUGAGCCGGCCCUCCAUGCCCCUGGCCGGCGCCGCGCUGCCCCCCGCGCCCGCCGCCUCCUCCUCGUCCUCCUCGGCCGCCGCCGGGCUCCUGGCCGGCCUGCCCCGCUUCAGCAGCCUCAGCCCGCCUCCGCCCCCGCCCGGCCUCUACUUCAGCCCCAGCGCCGCCGCCGUGGCCGUGGGCCGCUACCCCAAGCCGCUGGCCGAGCUGCCCGGCCGGACACCCAUCUUCUGGCCCGGCGUCAUGCAGAGCCCGCCCUGGAGGGACGCGCGCCUCGCCUGCCCGGCCCAUCAAGGAUCAAUUUUGCUGGAUAAAGACGGAAAGAGGAAACAUACGAGACCCACUUUUUCUGGCCAGCAGAUUUUCGCCUUGGAAAAGACUUUUGAGCAGACGAAAUAUUUAGCGGGACCAGAGAGAGCCAGGCUAGCCUAUUCCCUGGGGAUGACAGAGAGUCAAGUCAAGGUCUGGUUCCAGAACCGACGCACCAAGUGGCGGAAGAAGCACGCGGCCGAGAUGGCCACGGCCAAGAAGAAGCAGGACUCGGAGACAGAGCGGCUGAAGGGCGCGUCGGACAACGAGGAGGAAGACGACGACUACAACAAGCCUCUCGACCCCAACUCGGACGACGAGAAGAUCACGCAGCUGCUGAAGAAGCACAAGCCGGGCAGCGGCGGCAGCCUCCUCCUGCAAGCCGCCGAGGGUGAGGGCGGCUCCUAAGGCCCGGCCCAGAGCUGUACAGAUCUAUUUUUCUAGACUCGCGGCGUGGGGACUCGGAGCCUGGGCCCCGGCUGUUGUACAUAGCGCGCCGGGGCGGGAGUGUUUUACGUGUAAAUGCUGUUCUCCCCUGAGUCCCGGGGCCGCUGUGUGCACACGGGGCCGGGCCGGGGCAGCCCCGUUCCCUCUCCCGGGACACUGACUCGCUGAACUCUGAGCCGGCUCCCCAGCCUUGGGGCCAGUUCCUCCCCUGUCCCCCGUCCCUCCUCAAGUCUCCCGAGUCACUGAAACAGGCUGCGCCGAGAUCUGCACUCGCACAGGCUCCUCCACGCUAUUUAUUCCUGCGUUUAACCUGCUGCUUCCCCCACCAGGGCGAAAGAAGACCAGAGAGCGCUUCGCGUUUGCAGCCCAACGCGCGUUAAAGCAGUUGCCGGGAGCUGUCCCACCACCCAGCUGCUGCGGGGAAUAUUCACUUAGAGGCUCUCAUUGAAUUGAAAGUGUGGUUUUGUCCGUCGCCCCCCCCCCCCCGCUUUUCUUUGGUAUCAUACAGAAUACUAGAGGCUGUACAUUGUUUUUUGGUUUGUUUAUUUGUUUUUCUUAAAGCUAAUAACGAUGAUAUAUUAGCAUCUUAGCGUUUAUUAAUUUAUAUGAAAAAUGAGAGAGAGAAAAACGUCGGUUUGUAAAGAGAGGAAAAGUCCUUUGCAGGACCAGAGACAUGUAAUGCACUUUCUGGUUUUUUUUAAAAAAAGAUCGAUCAAUUAAAACCCGUUUCAAGGCAUCUGUUGCCUCGAGUGAAGGGCACAGAUCACCUGAUCUCAUCGGAGAUUAAAUACUAAAACGGACGGUUCGGGGAGAGAGAGAGAGAAAAAAAGAGAGAGAUAAUUUCGGAGCUCUUUUGUUCGUGUUUCAGGAGCCUCUUUUUAUUAUGUAAAAUGCCCAACAGAAGUUCAAGCGGAUACAAAUAAAACGGACGGGCGCUACAUUGGCCAAAGGCAGAGCUGCUAUUUCAAGUGUAUCAUUCCCUCCCCUUCCUGAAAACGCUUUUCCUUCUGCAGCCCCUCCUGGGGGAAUUAAGGAAGUCAUCAUUUCCAUCUCCAUCCCGGAGAGGUUCAUCUCAGGCGAAUAUAGGGUGUAUUAACUUUUUAAAGCAGCCAAUCUGGAGGGUAACAUUAUGGGCACAAGAGUCUGCUUUCCAAGAAGGGAGCGGUGUCUAGCUAGGAGUCUAAAGCAAAUAGUUAGCCACAAUGCAGAAACAACGGCUGUAAAUUGGAACCCAUUAUGCCGCGGUGAUCAUUUCCAUAUCUAAACAGAGGGAAAACAAUUGCUAUUUUUGAUGGCUGAACCUCGAGCAAACAAGGGCUGACAGCUGAGUAAAGGAAUCAGCUAGGCUGAAAUUUAGAAAAAUGUUAGUGUUGUGUCAGUUCGCGCAUUAUUUUAUUUGUAAGCAAACGAAUCAACAUUUUAUUGCAGUUACAGUUAACUAACGGGCCUGAUUCUGGAUGGGCAAGAAGUGCUUGGCUGGGGAAAAGCGUUCAGAAUGGUGUCCAAAUGUAUUUAGGUUCCCGUUAAGUCUUUAAAUGUAUGUGUGUGUAUAUAUAGAAUAAGUUGAAUUUAUUUCUUUCAAGAUUUUUUCCCCAGCAUAGCUUUCACUACGGGAUAAAGUCCCAGGGUUAGAAACUCCAGUUUUAAACUGCUCCGCUGCGAAGGGCCUUGUAUUUUCAAGGUGAGGUUGGGCAAUAUUUCCAGCCUGCACGUUCACUCUCAGAAGCGUCAACCUGUUAUUCUCUUCACAUUCCCCAACCUCUUCUUUAUACCUGACUCAGUGGCACUGAGUCGUUUAUAGGGAAGCAAGUCAGAGGCUUUCUCCCCCCUUUCAGUUAUUUUAAACCACUUUUACUAGGAGAUUUAAGGAGAGUGAGAAAAAAGACUUCACCCUUGUCGCUGGGGUGUUACAUAUCAAUUUUUCCAGCUGUGAAUGUGACUUUCUCCUGGGUAGGGCUGAAGUCCAGGCUUGGUGUCAGGCAUCGAGACAGCAAGGUUGUAAGAGCAAACAAAAACAAAAGCAAAACAAAAAACCUUGUAGCCAUAUGAAAACUUCUGCUGCCCUUUAAACCCAAACACAAAUGUCUGCAACUCUUGUUUCUUUUUAUCAGUCCUGAGUGGUUUCAUUCAAUAAAACAGCUUCUUUCUCAGAUCACUA